Acanthoscelides obtectus is the source of this 9854-nucleotide messenger RNA. The record is from the annotation of a GenBank genome assembly. NCBI's taxonomy places the organism in Eukaryota, Metazoa, Arthropoda, Insecta, Coleoptera, Chrysomelidae.
UGGAAUUUAAAAAACCGCUGGUUUGCGCAUAGGCCCAUGGUAACGGUACGCAACACCUUUGGGAACAAACCUUCUAUGUGCCAGUGAAUAACACCGUUACCUGCGCGCAUGCUCUUGAAUGCCACUCCUUUGUUGCGUUGCUAUGUCGCUACGCUAGCGCUAGUGUAGUAGGUUUUUUGUAUGUUUCCUUUCAAGAUUUUAUUUUUUAGUAUUCCGAAAUUGUGUUCUUGCAGUUUUUCUAUGGAACUUUCUAUCAAUCCGAAUUAAUCCAACGGUGAAAUGCUAGUUGAUUCAAGCAAUUGCGUUAAAACCACCGCCUAAGUUGCCUAAUCGUGAUCGGGUUAGUCAUUGACAGUGAAUCAAGUCCUUUGUGCCGAUUUUCUAGGGAAUGCAAGUGCAUGUUUGAGAUUAUAUACCUUCAUAAGGAAUGAAGCAGAAAUGUUUAUAACAUUAUAAACAUGAUGAUGUAUCAAACAAGUAACCACCAACAUCUCUGGACCGGUAGAUGGGCUUUAAAAAUGUAAACAUAUAGAAAACUUUUGAGGUUGUUGCUCCUAAGUUUACUAUUUUUUCCAUUCAUUCCUGAGAGAAACUGUUAAAAUGACUUGGUGGCAAGCCCUAUUGUUUUUAUCCAUACAACUUGCUACUAUUUUAGCACAAACAACGUUAGUUUAUAAAGGUGUUGACGAUAAUUCUGUAGACAACUAUUCUGGAUUUUUCAUAAAAGGUAAAAGCCAAAAAUAUACAGAUUCAAAUCGAAAGCCUGUUUUCACUGAUUGUGGAAACUACAAACCUGUUGUCAAGGAAGAAAAGGCCGCCGGAACAUACGUUAUAACGGUACAUGCUGAUGACAAAGAUCCUAAAAACGCUGGUGGUACUGUCACGUACAAAAUAAUAAAACGAGAAGGUGAAAGGCCUCAAUUCAAUAUCGAUACCAAUACGGGAGAUAUCACGACUGCCAUAUCUUUCGAUAGAGAUGAGCCUAUUAGACAGAAAGAACUGUACAUUACUGUGACUGCUACUGACAAUGGUAAUCCUCCACUAGCUGAUAUCUGCUCGUUCAAAGUUACUGUCACAGAUAUAAAUGACAACUCCCCAAGCUUUGACCAAGUGGCGUACGAUACUCAAGUAUCCGAAGAUCUAAAGCCCAAGAGUGAAGUAAUGAGAGUUUUUGCUUAUGAUUUGGACGAUGGAGAAAAUUCUCGAUUGUCAUAUAAUUUCUCAGAGACGAACAAUGCUUUUUCCAAGUAUUUUAGAAUUGACAGAGACACUGGCGUCAUCUAUCUAGAGCAACCAUUGACAGGGAAAAGAGAUACAAAAUUCACAAAUGCAGUGAAUGUAUAUGACAAUGGUGUGGCUGACGAGAUGGGUCAGAGAUGGUCUAGGGCCAACAUUUCAAUAACAGUAGUUAGUGAAGAUAGGCAACCACCUAGGUUUAUAGGGAGAGAACCACAAGGCGAUUUGAGGCUAAAAGAAAAUUUCAAUGAUUUCCAAAAGAAAUUAGUUGUUAUUGAAGCUGAAUCGAAUAUUGAUGACAAAGGUGUAUUGUUUGAGCUAAUGAAAGGAAAAACUGCUCAAACGAACAAAGAUCAAACAUUUUUACUAUUCCCUGAUGGCAAUAACACUGCUUACAUAACCCUAGUCCGUAGUUUGGACUACGAAACGGUUCCCGAAUAUACCUUGACUGUACGAAUCAAAAACAAAAAGUUCAUGGAAGCCACCAUGAAUAUUCCCGUUAAAAUCGAAGAUGUAAACGAUGAAGUGCCAACGUUCUUAGAACUACUUAGAGGCUCAGUGGUAGAAAACGAUGUUAAAGGUGUACAAGCCAUGCAAGUUCGUGCUGUAGAUAAGGAUGGUACUGCUGCAAACAAUAUAGUCAGCUAUGAGUUAGAAGAUAACCAAGACAUAUUCGAAAUUGAUAGAACAACUGGUAUUAUAACCACUAAAGUUAGUUUUGACAGUGAGGCUACGUCACUAUAUCACGUAAAAGUGAAAGCUUACGAUAAUUCACCUUCAGCUUUGAACCCAAAUUCCAAUGAGCCAAAUAAAAAUGUUCAAACAUUCCAAAUCAGUAUUGAGGAUCAAAAUGAUAAUAGACCCAAAUUUACGAACCCAGUUUACCAGUUCAUCAAUAUAUCUGAAAGUGCUGAUCAGUCCAACAUUGUGGGAGAAGUAAAAGCUUUGGACAAUGAUACGGCAUCUCUCAUAACCUACAGUAUUAUAGCUGGUAACGAAGGUAACGCAUUCUAUAUGGAAAAUACUACAGGGAGGAUCAAAGUCAAUGCCAAACUGGACUUUGAACAGAUUGAGCAGUAUACUUUGACUGUCAGGGCUUUUGAUGGGAUUUACGAGGAUGAGGCAAAGGUUAUCAUCUCUAUUUUGAACGAAAAUGACGAACCGCCAGUAUUCCAUCCAUACAAGAAAGUUAUACAGCUUGAGGAAGAAACUUUAGUAGAGGAUUGUAUUGUAACUGUAACAGCAUAUGAUCCUGAUAUCAAAAAUAGGUCUGCAGAUCAACACAUCGUUUACGAAGUAGGGGACAAGAAAGAUUUUUUAACAGUUUCAAGAGAUGGUUGCGUGUCAUUGACAAAACCUUUAGAUAGGGACAAGCCAAAUGGCACACCAACAAGACAAGUUUUCAUCUAUGCUUUAGACAAUGAUGGAGGAACUAACUCUCUAAGAAACUACGCAGAAUUUACAAUAAAUCUCACAGAUAUAAAUGACAACGCACCCUUCUUGAAUGUUACCGAAAUCGUUUGGGAUGAAAAUCAACCUCCUGGUCUAAUAACUAGACUGAGUGCUGAUGACUAUGAUAGCCCCGAAAACGGACCACCGUUUACUUUUAGAUUAGCAGAUAGAGUAUCAUCUGAUAUCCAAAGUAAAUUCAGUAUCAGUGAUGAUGAGCUACAUGCUUUGGUCACUUUCGACAGAGAGGAACAGAAACAGUACAGGAUCCCUAUUACAAUCACUGAUAGCGGAAUUCCGUCACAACAAGCUACGAGCAUCUUGACUGUGAUCAUAGGGGAUGUGAAUGACAAUAAGGCUGAAGAUGGAGAAAGUAGCAUCUUUGUCUACAAAUACGCUAAAGGUCCAGAUACGGAAAUCGAAGUAGGUAGAGUUUACGUCAAGGAUAAGGAUGACUGGGACUUAGGCGAUAAAAUGUUUAUACAAGAAAAUCACAAAGAUGAGUUUACUCUACAUGACAGCAAUAGAGGGAUGAUAUACAUGCUGCCAACCACAAUGAAUGGUACAUAUGUGUUGAAUUUUGAGGUGACGGAAAGUCAUCUGCCAGAGAUCGAAACUCAUACUGUAGCAGCCGUCGUCACGAUUACUGUAAAGGAAAUACCUGAAGAGGCUGUUAUCAAGUCUGGUUCAGUCAGGUUACGGGGCAUCACAAAAGAAGACUUCAUAGCAGAACAGGUAUGGUUUAUUAAUAUUGGUGGCCCAAGUAAGAAGGACAUUUUACAAAGACACUUGUCUAAGAUCGUGAACACUUCUUUAGAGAACGUAGAUGUAUUUACAGUAAUGACGUCUCCAAACAUGACCAAUGAUUUUGUAGAUGUUAGAUUUUCGGCACACGGCUCUCCUUAUUAUGCGCCUGAAAAUCUUGAAAACAAACUUACAGAACAUAGAGCUAAGUUGGAAAGAGAGCUUGGUGUAGAAUUUUUUAUGAUAAACAUCAACGAAUGCUUGAACGAAACAAUAUGCGGCAGCUUUUGUACCUGCACAAGCUUUUUGAACAUAUCAAGGGAACCAGCUGUGGUCUUUACGAAUCGUACUUCCUUUGUGGGAGUACACGCGUACGAAGAACCGAUUUGCGAGGCAAUACCACCUCGUAACGCAGACUGCCUUAACGGAGGAGUAUUCAGAGACUAUACUUGCAUUUGCCCACCGGGCUUUGACGGGCCUAGAUGCGAGAUAUUGGGCAUUGGCUUUGCUGGGAACGGCUGGGCCACAUAUCCUACACUUGAUAUAUCUAACAAGACUGAAAUUGUGAUGUUUAUUACACCCCAGACUGAUGACGGAUUAGUAUUUUAUGCUGGACCGUCUACUAUUAGAGAUGCUUCACUUUCAAAAGACUUUAUUUGGCUGGAAAUGAAGCAGGGUUAUCCAUUGCUUAAAGUCAAUACUGGAAAUGGUACUGAAGAAAUUUAUAUGAACAGGAAUUUGAAAAAGCUCAAUGAUGGUGCGUCGCACAAGCUCAAAAUAUCAUAUACUUUUGAGGACAUUUUAUUCGAAAUUGACGAUUGCAAGAGUCACUGCAAUGUUUGGAAGGAAAUCCAUCCAAAGGCAUUGAUAAGAGUGAAUGGGCCUCUUCAACUAGGUGGCCUUAAGUUUAGAUUUAACGAUGAAGAAUUCAAAAGUUUCUGGGGUCAUUUACCACCUUCAAGCGUUGGUUUUACCGGAUGUAUAAGAAACUUGACCUACAAUAAUUAUUUUUAUAACCUUGGUCAACCUUCUGAUGCUUACAAUGCAUACCCUGAUUGUAGCUAUGGAGUAAUGCAAGCUGUUACUUUUGGAAUUGACUCGAACUUCCUGAUUGCGAUCCUAGUUUGUGUCGCUAUCCUCAUAAUACUUCUGCUAGCUGUGGUAGUUCACAGACGAAAACAAGAUAGUUUGAACGAGAAAGAAAUAGACGACACGCGCGAAAAUAUUAUAAACUACGAGGAUGAAGGAGGCGGUGAAUGUGACACAAAUUACGACCUGACUGUCUUCAGACAAACAAGUAUCCUGGAAGAAAAACCUGUCUUACGAGACAUCGCGGAUGUACCCGCGGACAUAAGCUCGUUCCUUGACAACAGAAAAGACACUUGUGAUAAAGACCCUGACAAUUUACCCUAUGACGACGUCCGCCACUAUGCAUAUGAAGGAGACGGAAACAGUACUGGGUCUCUCUCAUCUCUAGCUUCCUGUACAGAUGACGGAGAUCUCAAGUUCAACUAUCUAUCAAGCUUCGGUCCAAGGUUCCGUAAGUUGGCUGACAUGUACGGCGAGGACCCUAGUGAUACUGAUUCACAUGAUGGUGGUGAAGAAUCGUGGUGCUAGACUGUUAGUAUAAUAUACUUUACGAGAACUUUGUACUUAAUGAUUGUUUGACCAAAGAUAACAAUAUUUUUGGAUAUGGGACUGUGAAUACGAUUUUAAUCGAAUGAUACGAAAUUGGGUGAUAUGCCCUUGGUUGAUAGGUCACAGCUGAGACCUAGUGACUGACAAGUUGUUUUAUAUCAUCUGUGCACUCCACAAUAAAGUUACUCAAGCUUUAUAAGAUGUACAUAAUGUUUCCUAAGCAUGGCACACGAGAACGACCGCAAUUUUGGCCUAUUUGGCAGACCUCAAAAAUUUGGUUUGCGUUGGAUAUGGAUAUAUUACUGAGGAAUAGGAUUCUGAGUUUUUAGUGUUUGAUAGCUCCGUUAUUUUUUUAUUUUAAAAGAUAUCUAUAAAAGUUAGUAACAAAAACUGUAAUCAUCUAUAUACACUUCUUAGAUGGAAGAAAUGCUGCUGUCUACAGGGUGAUUCUUAACUUCAUGGCAACACAAAAAUGCAUUUUUUAAAUGGAAUACCCUGUAUAUUGUGCCUGCCAGGCAGACACGCCCGACAUCGGCCUCUCAUCCUAACCAUUUAGAACUGAUCGAUACGACCGCUUCUUUGUCCCUAGGGAGUCCAGAUCCUGGAAGAACCUACAAGAGGCUCUUCCCAGUUCCGCUAACCUUGGGCAGUUCAGAAAUCGGAUUAAUAAAGUUUCUUUGGGAUCCUCAUAUCAGCCGCGGUGUCCAGGAAUUUAGACUUCUGCCUGCGCGGCUGCUUCGGUGUAAGAAAAAGAUAUAGCAUACUAGAGGAUUUAGUUUACUACUUCUGAGGCUACAUGAGGUUUUGUCCGAAAACGCUAAACUUUGAAAUUAUCUGCAUCGCCUAUACAGGGUGUUUAUAAAUGCAAAGAGUAUUUGUCUCAAAAAUUCCGAAUAGUACACCCUGUAUAUUUUUAUUUUUAGGUCAUCUUUUUUAUAUUUCUCAUUUUGGUAUACAUUUUUUUCGGGUUGUAUUACUGAAUAUUAAGUUAUUUACAAUUACAUACAAAUUGACUAAAUACCACAUUUGUGAAAAGGGGGGAUUUUUUGUAGGUAUCUUUAAUUAAGAUUUGUACCCAUCCACUGAACUGAAUUAUUCAGUAGUUUAACCCCCAAAGAAAAUAUAUCAAAUAAAAUCUUAUGAAAAGGGUAAAUCAAAACCGUAAAAAUAUACAAUUCGAAUUGUAUCAAACAUAUACAUUUUGCGUUUAUAUACUAGCACCCUGUAUAAAUUAUGGAUCAAAUUUAGGAAACGUUUAAACGGCGAGAAACCAUGGAUAUGCAAAAGAGGGUGACUUGACAAGUAGUCAAAGUUGAGGUUUUCAUCAGAUAGAAUCUCCCUUAGCUCCAGAAGUAGUUAUCCAGCAUAUGCUAUAUCAAACUUUUUCCAUUGAAGGGACGAUUCAGAAUAUAAUAAUUUGUACAGGGUAUUCCAUUUGGAAAAUGCAUAUUUGUGCUGCUCUGUAGAGAGUGGUGGUUUUAUUCAUUACAAGAGACUUUGUAAAGCAACUAACUUUCAGAUAUAUAUCACCUUAUAUUUAGAAUUUAAAAUUUGUAUAAAGCGCCUUUACUCAAAAUCUAAAAUAACAGUGUAAGUUUUAGAGUAUUAUUAUACAGUCGAUUUGAACCUAUGGAAAAUAUCCAACUUUAACCACUGACAAGUCAAGGAUCAAAUGUAAAUUCAAUUUGAAAUUAAAGCUUUUUAUUGAACUCUCAUGCGGCAUAUGAUUAGCAUGUUCUCCAAACAGGUCAAAAACGGUCAGUUUUUGCGGGUGCUCUUGGUGCUGGAGAUACAGGGCGAACUGAAAUAUUGAAAAUAAUUUUAUUGUGGAGUGUAUUUUUGAGAGUGCACAUAUGAAACAUGGCACAAAGAUGCAAUAUGUUAUAUAUAAAAUGGCUGAGCUGAUAAGGAUUUACUAAAUCAAAUGUAGUUGUGCAAUUUGGAACUUUGUGAUUGAUAUAGCCAGUUUAUCUAAAAAUUUAUAGCAAAAUAUCAAGUUUGUUGUAUUUUGAUUAUUACGAAUAACAAUACCAUUGGAUGAAAUUCAUUUCAAAGGGGGCAAGAAUGGUUGAAUUGAAGAUAGCAAGAUAUCGAAUUUUGCUGUCUAACAAAAAGACUCAAACUUGACAAAACUAGCAAGAAUAACGUUAACAUUUCACUGAGCUUCUAUAGAUUUUAUGGAGUUAUUUAGUUUUAUUUUGAACAGUAUUUUUGUACCAAUUACUUGCCAAAUUUAAAAAAAAAAGGUGAUGUAAAACACUUGAUUUUGACUUAUAUAUUACUGUUUUUUGUUCUCAUUCGGAAGUGCUGUUCUCGAUUAUGCAACUUUUUUUGGUAAGAGUCGGUUCAUUUUUCCAUACAUUUGAUCGUGGUAAGGAUUUCCCAUCAUUUCCAUAUGUGCCUGCUCAUCUAGGGCCUCGUGGCCGAUGUAUGAGUCUCCAACCCAAAGUCUAGCCAGGUGACCUACAGUCUUCAGAGUCCCAGACUAGAAUUUUUAAGGAAAGUGGACAGACACACACGUCUCAUUGCUUUAAUUUUGUGAUUAUCGCUGACAAUAAUUUAUUUAUUUUCUUUUCUCGUGGCAGCUAUAUUACUUUAUUACGAAUGGUAUGGACAAUAUCUUGGAACAAACAUAACAGUGAACAGUGGCCUUUACAUUUGAUGCCUUCAUAUAUGUAAAGAAGCAUGACUAAUAUAAUAUAUUUUUAGUACCGGUAUGAUUGUGACUAAAUGUAAAUUGCUAUUUUUUUAUAUUUGUAAGAUAAAUAUGUGGUCAAAGUUAGUUUAUAGUCUAAUUCAAGCUAUUCUGCUUUUAUACUUUUUGGACUAUUUAUUUUUUCAAAUGUAGGUAUAUCUUUUGUACUAUAUGAAAUAAAACCUAAGUAGAUGAUGGCAGAUGUAUCAAGUGUGCAAUAUUUAUUAUUCAGUUGGUUCUACAUUUUAUGAUUUCUUUAUUCCACAAAAUAAUCAAAUUUUUUAAAUAAUAAUUAUUCUUUGCAUAAAUUGAUUAAAGCUGCUUUUGUAACAAAACCUCUUCGGAACGCGUGGACUAUCAACCCAUUUCCGUUUAUGUAUUUCGUGUUAUAGUAUAAAAGAUACACUUUAUAAUAAAAUGUGAAUGUUAUAGUUUAUGGUAUUUGCUAACCAUUCUUAUUAUAAAUAUUUGUAUGGCCUUACAUUGAUUCAAGGUGCACCAUGCUGCCUUUAAAAAUUGAUUUCUGAUCUCCCCAUUUUGACUAUUCCACAACCUAUUAAGUAAACUAUACUUAAAUUUAAAAUGAGUAUUCUAUAAAACGCAGCAUAUGGUUAAAUUUUAUAAAACCAUAUUUUUGUCAGUACAGGGCAGUUUUCCUACUUUUGUUACGAAUUUAUUUUCAAUGGUAUGUUCUUUUAUAGUACUCACAGUAAAAUAAUAUCUCUAAAAGUUUUCUUUGACGAGCUGCCCUGGAUAACCAUAGCUUGGUAUGUUUUUAAAUGCAAGGUGCUUUUGAUAAGAAAUGAUACUGGCGGCAGCAUUGUAAACUAACAAUAGAACCUGUCCACAUUCCCUUGAACUGACUUAUGUUCGAGUUCCUCGUAAAUUUAGAGGUGUAACACGUUUGGCUUGAUGCAAGUAUCCAUUUUCUGGCCCAACAAAGCUUUUUUCUUUUGCGUCCACGUAACUCAACUUUUUCGCUAACAGACUACUACUCGUAAAAUCUGAACUCAAAAGGGCACAAUUAUCAAUAAAAAGCGCCUUCAUGGAAUAAGCUGAAUCGUGAUCGUGUGAACAGUUCACGGCCCUCUUGUCUAUACCUCUGUCUGACUAACCUCCCCAAAUCAGCUUUAGCAAGUAUUAUAAAGAUUUUCAUUAUAAGUUCAAUCAGAAUUGACAGGACUAUUCUUAGGCAUUUUUAGCACAAACAUUCAAGACAAUACUGUUACUCGUACAUGGCUGUGAGCCAAAGUGCAGUCAUACAGACUUUGCUUACGCGCAGAAGCAAUUAGGAAUAAAUGACACUCGUCGUGGUUCACUUUUCACUCCUCAUUCAAGUCACGCAAGAGAUCUGAAUCGUGCCAACCUGUCAUCUGUUUGCCCCGUGAGAGCGUAGGGUUACUCUUGGCCCCUACAGAUUCUAUCGUUAGCUUCUCAACCGGACAGUGCAAAUGAUCACUCGUCAAACGCACCCUGUACCAUGUAGGAUUAAUCUUCAAACAUUCCCAUAUACUUUUUGUGAUGUGUUUGGCAGCCAUAGUUGAUUUUUGUGUAAGAUUGAUCUCAUCCGAGAUAAUUUUUGUAUGUAUACAUUUUUGUAUUUUUAUUGGAGUUUACUGUGAACACAAAUUGUCCCUCAAUGAAUCAUACAAAUUAAUUUUUGAGCAUUAUUUAUCUUUCUAUGGCUAGGUUUAAAUUUUGAUUGCUUGAUCCACUUUGAUUCAGAUUCGGUACAAAAAUUUGUCUAUUAAUACAUUCCUAGGUAUAUGACGAAUGUGUGAUAUAAAAUGUUUCAAAAUUGUGUAUUAUGAUUUUUGAAGGGGCAAGUGGAUUGUAUUGAUAUAUCCAUAGUCGAGCAGUGAUAUGUACUAUGUAGUAUUUUUUAUAACGCACUUAUAGCUUAUAUAAUGGUAAGUUUAUUCUUCUAGUUAGGUGUUAAUUGAAAGAGUAUUUUUUUAAAUUUUUAUAAAGCAACCACGAAAUCGUAUGUUUAAAUAAUGUGCCUCUAAGCAUAUACAGAGCUUAGUAAUAGAAAUAAAUAUUGCUCACUGCCAUUUAAUAUGUAUUCUGUUUAAAUAAAUCAUUUAUCAUU